UCUCCAUUACUAUUCUUAUUUACCAAUUAUUGCCAUUCUUCUACUUCCACACUUGAAGAUGCACGCUUCUUCACAAAUAACUUCAAAUCUGCUUCUUUUACCCACCUUGAUGAUGCCAUUGCUUCCUUCAAUCAUGUAAUUCAUAAGCAUCCUCUGCCUUCUAGGGUUCCAUUUAAUAGAUUCUUAUCUGCCCUUGUGAAAAUGAAACAAUAUCAUACUGUCCUUUCCAUGUCCAAAACAAUUGAAUUGCUAGGAAUCUCUCACGAUCUUUAUUCUCUUAGCAUCUUAAUUAAUUGCUUCUGCCAUUUACACCUUGUGGAUUUUGGCUUCUCUGUUUUCGGGAAGAUGUUCAAAUUCGGAUUGGAGCCUGACGUUGUGACAUUUAAUACCUUAAUUAAUGGGCUUUGUAUGGAGAGCAAAAUCGAUAAAGCAGUGGAAUUUUUAGAUGAUAUGGUUGCACGUGGUUAUCAACCUGAUGUUCGUACUUUCAAUGUGAUAGUAAACGGAAUGUGUAAAUUUGGGAAAACAAGUGUGGCUAUUGGGCUACUAAAGGGAAUGGCUGAUAGAGAUUGUGAGCCAAAUGUUGUGACAUACAGUGCAAUCAUUGACGCCCUUUGCAAGGAUGAGUUAGUUGGUGAGGCUUUAGAGCUCUUCUCUCAAAUGAGGAAUAAGGGCAUUUCACCUAAUGUCAUCACUUACAAUAGUUUAAUUCACGGUGUUUGCAAAUUAGGCCAAAAGAACCAAGCUUUGGCCUUGAUGAAUGAAAUGGUGGAGCAGAACAUAUUACCAAAUGUUUAUACCUUCAGUGUAUUGAUCGAUGCUCUUUGUAAGGAUGGAAUGGUUUCAGAGGCUCAAAAUACAUUCAAUGUAAUGAUUCAAAGAGGUGUAGAGCCUGAUGUGGUCACCUACAGUUCCUUAAUUGAUGGUCUUUGCAUUUCAGACCAAUUCAAGGAAGCUUUGGCCUUGUUGAAAGAAAUGGUGGGGAGGAACAUAUCCCCUGAUGUUUUUACCUUCAAUAUAUUGAUCGACACUCUUUGUAAGAAAGGACUGGUUUCAAAUGUACAGAAUAUAAUCAAAAUAAUGAUUCAAAGAGGUGUGGAACCUGAUGUUGUCACUUAUAAUUCAUUGAUGGAUGGAUAUUGUCUGUGCAAGCAAAUUGAUAAGGCUAGAAGGGUAUUUGAUCUGAUGGUGACCAAUGAAAUAGCUGACAUUUUUAGCUACAGCAUUUUGAUCAAUGGAUAUUGUAAGUGCAAAAUGAUAGAUGAUGCAAAGGAUAUUUUUGUUGAAAUGUCUCAUAAAGGUUUAGUUCCUGAUGCUGUUACUUGUUCUACUCUUAUAAAGGGUAUGUUUCAAGCAGGGAGGCCCCAAACUGCGCAGGAGCUCUUUAAGAAUAUGUGCUCUCAUGGUCAACAGCCAGAUAUAGUAACCUUCUCAAUUAUGAUUGAUGGCUUGUGUAGACAGGGGAAUCUCGAUGGGGCACUCACACUAUUGAAAGUAAUGGAGAAAAGUCAGUUGAAGCCUAAUUUUGUGAUCUAUAGCAGUCUGAUCAAUGGCAUGUGCAAAGUUGGGAAGAUUAAUGAUGCCAGGGAACUUUUUUCUAGUCUUUUUGAAAUUGGUUUACAACCUGAUGUUUAUGUAUAUAAUGCAAUUAUGAAAGGACUCUGCCAACAAGGAUUAAUGGACGAAGCGUAUAAGGUAUUUAGAGACAUGGAAAAGGGAGGAUGUUUACCGAAUAAUUGUUGUUAUAAUAUCAUCAUUCAAGGGUUUCUCAGGCAUGAGGAUUUACCAAAAGCAUCAGAACUAAUCAACGAAAUGGUUGAUAAGGGGUUCUCUGCUGAUGAUGCUACCACAGAAUUGGUAGUACAUUUAUCGCGGAAUAAUAAUCUCAUUCUAAGCAAACUACGAAAUCGUUCUGAGGCUUCUAAAGGGGUGCAAUGAGGGAUUAGCAAAUUAAAGUUGUUAUAUCUUGACCGUUCAAGGGUGUCUUGGAGAGAAACAUGGUAAUUUGCCUUCUUCAAAUGUAGUAGGUAUGUAAUUUAACUAACUUCUUCAAAUUUCAUUUUUAAUUUCAAUCAGCUAUGAUUCUCUUCCACAAAAUGAAAAUUUCUAACACUGUAAAUUACCUGCAGUGGAAACCAUGAUAUGUGUGUGCCUUUUGCUUGAACUCAGACAUGGACUAGAUCUCUUUGGAUAUAAGGUUGUUGAUGACUGGAGGUCAUAGAUUUCUAAUGAUCAAGUUGCUGGUAAACCCACCAUCUUCCUUAGAAUUUUUUUUGGGCUGCUACUACAGCCUAAACUCGAGAGCUCAGUCCUAAGAAUGAGUUGAGAACUAAAACUAAUUGAUUCCAUGCUACAAUGCUUAAGAAUCUUUAUCUAUUUUACUUUUGUGCUCAAUGACCUUUUAAGAUGCUAUCAUUUUUCUUGUAGCUACUUGCUAGGAUAUGAUUACAACUUCACCUUUCUAAACAUAAAGGUAUAAGCAAUUCGUUUUUGCUUGAUUAUUAUAUUUUUAAUAAUAAUGAAAAUAGUGAUUAUAAACAAGUGGGGCUUUAAUGGAGAAUUGAUUUAGCAACUAGACUACCCUAUAAAUGCAGGGUGCAGGAUAUGCAGCCCCAUAAUACAAGUGUAGUGGUUGAGAAAUCUACCAUUUUUCUUUAUUGGUUUCUUGGUUGACAGAAAUCUAGCAAUUAUAGUUGUUGAGAUUGUUGAAUCAUGUGAUAGUCAAUUAGUUACAAUGGCUGUAUAUUAAGGAAAAAUACUUAGGAAAUCAUCUCUGUAUGAUAUAUCUUUAUGAUAUAAUAAUAAUACAAUCAAGUAUGAUCAUUUUGUCAAUAUGGUAUAUAACAAAUAUAUUUUAGACCACCUAUUGAGUUAUUUAUAUGGUGCAUUUUGUGAUACGUUUGUAUGGUGUUAUGAAGGCGAAACAGAUUGUUUCUUACUGUUUGAGAAAAGUUGAGCAAGAAAAGUUGCUUUGGUUGUUUCUUUUCUCCUUUCAGCUGUACAUUAAGUGAGAUUUUGUGUUUAGCACAUUGUAAACCUUGUAAUAUUCUCAAUAAAAUUUUCUUUGAGCUUU
This is a messenger RNA of Manihot esculenta (cassava), 3073 nucleotides long. Its product is annotated as pentatricopeptide repeat-containing protein At1g63330. The annotation marks the transcript as partial. The transcript has a single exon. The record is from RefSeq and is a predicted model, not a curated record. Lineage: Eukaryota; Viridiplantae; Streptophyta; Magnoliopsida; Malpighiales; Euphorbiaceae. Gene Ontology annotation, molecular function: protein binding.